AUGGAGUUCCCAGUCCUCUUCGUGGUGCUGUGUGUCGUGGCCUUCCUCUCCGGGGUGCCAUUAAACUGCUAUGUCCUCUUCAUUGCUGGCUGCCGUGUGGAGAGGACGGCCAGCGCCGUGUGGUUCUGGAGCUGGGCCGUGGCUGAUUUCAUCUUCAUCGUCUUCCUGCCCCUCAGAUUCACCUCCAUCUUCAUCCUGGACUUAGACUGGGCCAUGGUGCUGAGCAGCACCAUCACCUCCUUCCACAUGUUCUUCAGCGCCUUCCUCUUCAUGGCCCUCAGUGUCGAUUGCUGCAUCCUCGUGGCGCGCUCUGAGUGGGCCUGGAACCACUGCACGCCCCGCCUGGCUUUCAGGAUGGUUAUAGGCAUGUGGGCCCUGUCUGUUGGGUUCAGCUUGCGGUACGGUGUUCUCUGGGAAUCCCUGAACUCACCUGCCAGCACCAGCAUGAAUUUCCAACUGAAUGAAAGGAGGGUGAAGGCUGCUAUUGCCAUCCAGUUCCUGGUCGGGUUUCUGAUCCCACUAGCCAUGAUCCUGAUCCCAACAUCCUACAUCGUUCUAGCUGCCAAGCUGAGAUGGAACAGGCUGAUCCAAUCCACCAAGACACUCAAGAUCCUUCUUGGCUUGACCCCAACUUUUUUCCUCUGCUGGCUGCCGUAUCACGUUUUCUCCUUCCUGCAGAUCUCAGCUACGUACCCUCAGACUCUUCUGAGCAAAGGAAGCACUUUUGCUUGUGUCCUGACAUAUUUCAGCAGCUGCCUCAACCCCAUCUUCUACCUCACCAUAGAUGAAGAGUUUCAGCGGCACCGGCAACGUGCACGCAACCCGCAAACCACUGACAAUUUGGGACCAGAGCUGGCUGAAUAG
This is a messenger RNA of Gopherus flavomarginatus (Mexican gopher tortoise), 864 nucleotides long. Its product is annotated as chemerin-like receptor 1. Lineage: Eukaryota; Metazoa; Chordata; Testudines; Testudinidae. Gene Ontology annotation, molecular function: complement receptor activity; G protein-coupled receptor activity. The transcript has a single exon. The record is from RefSeq and is a predicted model, not a curated record. The coding region runs from base 1 to 864 and encodes 287 amino acids. Gene Ontology annotation, biological process: phospholipase C-activating G protein-coupled receptor signaling pathway; positive regulation of cytosolic calcium ion concentration; inflammatory response. Gene Ontology annotation, cellular component: plasma membrane.